AUGGCACAAUUUAAUAGCAUCGGCAUCCACCCUCGAGAAUUCAUCUACGCCAAAGUCAUGGUCCAAGGCUCCGCCAUCAAGAAGGCCGGCCAGCCUGCGGCAACAGGCAAGCCUAAAGCAGCGAGCACACGCAGACAACCGAACAAGGUGGGCAAGAAGCCGCAGAAGGCCAAGAUGCGAACGUCGGCGGACAAGAUGCAGAAGAAGUUCGCGGGGGCCCUGACUGCCAAGACGGAGAAGAUGCUUGGGGAGCGGGCGGGCCACCUGGAGCUCAUCGGGAAGGGGAAGAAGGGGAAUGAUAAGAAGGGUAACGACGAUGACGAAGGUACGGGGGACUAUCGAGAGUCGUUUCCAGCGAAUGCGAGUGGAUAUUCGACAAUAUUCAACAACCUCGUCAACCAUGCUGGUUCCGAACGCUACGAUAACGAAUUGCUCUUGCGAGGUGCCCAUGGACGAGACACAUUGCUUUCGUUCGGCGACAACUCUUCUCUUUACAAACGCCUCUACCACACUGAGAGGGACAUUUCGAUUCCUUGCCGAUACCACAUACAAGGCGAAACCACAGGCGAGACAGUUCCCAACUCGGAAUCGGGAUCAGCAUUCUUCCUCUUGGACAAAGACGCCGACCGGAGAGACCGCCCCUGGGAUAAGAAGUUCAACUCAACCAUUACGGUCUGCCCCCCCAACCCUGACGGAGUCCACUCAACAUUCGCCUCGAAAAACUCGCGUCGUUUCCGCGCUCUCCCGGCCUACGCGGUCCUCCGGAGCGAGGGGAGGGCAGGAAUGGCGGCCAUGCUGGGACGGAUGGUGCGGUUGGCGCGGAAGAUCGCGGCAUUUGUGCGGGAUUCGCAUCACUACGAGUGGUUGCCCGACCAGGAAGCGGAAGCGGACUUGGAGGACACGCAUAUCAUCGUGCUUUUCCGGGCCAAGGACGAGGCGUUGAACGACGUGCUUGUGGCGAAGAUCAAUGAGACCAGGGAGGUCUUCGUCAGUGGGACGGUGUGGAACGGAAAGGCUGUUAGGAUUGCGGUGGCUACUCGGAGAGUCGAUGUGGAGAGGGGUUUUGCGGUUGUUCGGGAGGUUUUGGAUUCUGUUGCUGAAGGGCGCUCGUAA
Messenger RNA from Sodiomyces alkalinus F11, 1113 nucleotides. RefSeq lists its product as hypothetical. The record is from RefSeq and is a predicted model, not a curated record. NCBI's taxonomy places the organism in Eukaryota, Fungi, Ascomycota, Sordariomycetes, Glomerellales, Plectosphaerellaceae. The coding region runs from base 1 to 1113 and encodes 370 amino acids. The transcript is spliced from 6 exons.